Eublepharis macularius is the source of this 1709-nucleotide messenger RNA. It is a transcript of the gene GLO1, whose product is annotated as glyoxalase I. NCBI's taxonomy places the organism in Eukaryota, Metazoa, Chordata, Lepidosauria, Squamata, Eublepharidae. The transcript has 6 exons. Bases 100 to 651 code for a protein of 183 amino acids. Gene Ontology annotation, molecular function: lactoylglutathione lyase activity; metal ion binding. The record is from RefSeq and is a predicted model, not a curated record.
UUUCUUUGCUUAGGUAACCUUUCUGUCGGUGCAAUAAAACUCUGCGCCGGGAUAAGGAAAAGGCUUCGGGUGAAAGUGGUUCACUGGGAUCGCUCCAACAUGUCUGAGCAGCCCGAGGUCAGCGGCCUUACGGACGAAGCCGCCUUUAGUGCCUGCUCCGAUCCUGAGCCCAGCACGAAGGAUUUUCUGCUACAACAGACAAUGCUAAGAAUAAAAGAUCCUAAGAAGUCACUGGAUUUUUAUACUCGAGUUCUUGGCAUGACACUACUCCAGAAAUGUGACUUCCCUGCUAUGAAAUUCUCCCUCUACUUCCUGGCUUAUGAAGAUAAAAAUGAUAUUCCAAAAGAUGCCAAAGAGAAAACAGCUUGGACAUUUUCUAGAAAGGCCACACUAGAACUCACACACAAUUGGGGCACAGAAAACGAUGAGAACCAAGCUUAUCACAAUGGCAAUUCAGACCCACGAGGAUUUGGCCACAUUGGAAUUGCUGUCCCUGAUGUAAAUGCAGCUUGUAAAAGAUUUGAGGAGCUGGGAGUAAAAUUUGUCAAAAAGCCAGAUGAUGGUAAAAUGAAGGGUUUGGCUUUUAUCCAGGAUCCUGAUGGCUACUGGAUAGAAAUCCUGAAUCCUAAUCACAUGGUGACUCUUAUUUAGGUUGGAAAUACUGCACAGUGGUCUUCAUCAAGAGAAACUGAAAAUUCUAAAUUGUUCUCUUGUUCUGGAUUUAAGAGAAGAAAAUUUAUAUAGUCACUAAAGCCCAUAUGGUAUAAUCCCGUCUGGUUUUGGAGGGUUUUUUUGCCUGCUCUUCUGUUUGGUUUAUCCUAAUAUGUUUUAGCAUAGUUAAUAAUUGGAGUGAAUAAAUGUCUUUUGGAAGUGAUAUUAUGUACUUCUGCAAAAACUUUGUUUAAAAUUUCCUUUUCAGGACUGGCCAAAUUUGCAAGGGUUUAGAGCUAUACCUUCUUUCAUAAUAUAAGUUUGUGGUAGGAAAACCUUUGUAUUAUUUAGACAUGCUGAAAAUGCAAGUUAACAAACAUUAAAUAAUGUUUUUCCUCCACUUGACCCUACUGGAAUUUGUUCAGAUAUCAAUACAUGACAAUAUGUGAAAGGGUCUUCGCAAAUACUUCAGAAAGUAUAGUCCACAUUGCUGCUGAGCCGUUUCUAACCAUGUAAGAUUCUAUUAUCUAGAAUAGGUGCUGUGUAGAGCCUUUCAUCCAAUAACAAAAAAUAUAAAUAAAAUACUGUGGCAGAAUGGGCAAUCUAUAGUUAAAAGAUUAACAAGGAUUGCCAUGAUUCCUGUGUAUGUGCAUGGUAUAAAUAUUAGUAAGUACAACCGCUCCUGCCUUUUAGGGAGUAGGCAAUAAGAGUUGGAUAAAAAGUGUGUGCAUAGAAUUCUGUGUUGAUAUAGUUAAAUUCAGGAAUCUGAUAUAGUCUAGACAUCUGAAAUAUUAAUGCACUACUUAUUGUGAUAUAAUUUUUAUCUUCCUCUUUAAAAUGACAGUUGAAUUCUAGAUUGAUAUAACUGAGGUUUGUAAUUCUGAUCUGUGAGCCAGGGUGUUUGGUGUUUAAUUUAUAUUGACCUAUUAAGACUAUGCAACACACAUUUUGCCGAAAAGCCCUCCCAAAAUGCCAUAGUUGAUACAUUGUUAGCAGCACUUUAGAUUUGUUUGGAAUGCGCAAUGGCAUCGAAUAAAACAUAUUUAUUUCUAAGCAAA